Amborella trichopoda is the source of this 2425-nucleotide messenger RNA. Its product is annotated as subtilase family protein. Gene Ontology annotation, molecular function: serine-type endopeptidase activity. Lineage: Eukaryota; Viridiplantae; Streptophyta; Magnoliopsida; Amborellales; Amborellaceae. Gene Ontology annotation, biological process: proteolysis. The record is from RefSeq and is a predicted model, not a curated record.
CCCUCGAUAUGGAAAACAGAGACCCGCUUUUUUGCCAUUUUUUCUUUCUUUUCUAUGUAUUCUCUGCAGCUGCUGCUACCUCAUUUAACCGCCAGGUAUAUAUAGUAUAUUGUGGAGAACACAGUGGGUUAAAAACUGAGGAAGCGAUAAGAGAAGAUCACCAUUCGCUUCUACUUUCGGUAAAAGAUGGAGUUGAGGAAGCAAGGGACUCUAUUCUGUAUAGUUACAAGAACAGCAUCAAUGGCUUCGCGGCUUGGCUCACUCCUGUUGAAGCAGCAAGAUUAUCUGAGGUUGAAGAAGUGGUAUCAGCAUUUCCAAGCCAGGCAAGGACCAUGCACACAACUAGGUCUUGGGACUUUUUGGGGAUGGAGAAUGAACUUUAUGGGACCACAAAGGGCAUAUUGAACAAAGCAAAACAGGGAAAAAAUGUAAUUGUUGGGCUUCUAGACUCUGGUAUAUGGCCAGAGUCAGAAAGCUUCAGCAACCAAGGAAUGGGCCCCAUUCCUAAGAGAUGGAAAGGAAUAUGUCAAGAGGGCCAAGCUUUUAACUCUUCCCAUUGCAAUAAGAAGCUAAUAGGGGCUAGAUACUACUUAAAGGCCUAUGAGGCCCAAUAUGGCCGCCUCAACACGACCGCCGAGUUCCGAUCCCCUCGUGAUCAUGACGGUCAUGGUACACACACCUCCUCCACCGCAGUCGGCCAAUCUGUGCACGGUGUCUCUGCUCUGGGUGGCUUUGCAUUUGGGACUGCUAGUGGAGGUGCCCCUCGUGCUAGAGUUGCAAUGUACAAAGUUUGUUGGCCUCUACCAGGUGGUGAUCCUGCGCUCGAGAACACAUGCUUUGAGGCAGAUAUGCUUGCUGCAAUUGACGAUGCUUUGGCGGAUGGGGUCGACAUACUGAGCAUUUCAAUUGGGACCACAGGGAAGCAACCUACGUACUCAAAUGAUGGAAUUGCCCUCGGAGCUCUGCAUGCGAUGAAGAAGAAUGUGUUAGUCGCUUGCAGUGCCGGGAACUCGGGACCGACCCCAGCCACCGCAUCAAACCUUGCACCUUGGAUCUUGACUGUAGCAGCAAGUAGUAUCGAUCGAUUGUUCCCAUCUCCCGUGGUUCUUGGCAAUGGUGUCGUCGUCAAGGGCCAAACCAUAACUUCAUUCAAGUUGAAAAAAAGGUUCUACCCCAUUGUCUUUGCAGCUAAUGCUGUUGUUCCGGGCACCCCAAAGAACAUCUCUGCAGGGCAAUGCCUUCCAAACUCUCUCGACCCCAAAAAGGUAGAGGGCAAAAUAGUCUUUUGCUUGAGGGGUAACGGCGCUAGGGUGGGCAAGGGCUUCGAAGUGAAAAGAGCCGGUGGCGCUGCCCUUAUUCUAGGAAACCUCCCUACAAAUGGCGCCGAAAUUUCGGUCGAUGCCCAUGUUUUACCCGGAACGGCACUUAUUUCAACUGAUGCAACCUCCAUCCUCCAUUAUUUGAAUUCUUCCAAGAAUCCGACGGCUAAAAUUAUUCCUGCUACGACGGUGAAUGGUUACAAGCCGGCUCCCGUUAUGGCAGCGUUCUCAUCUACCGGACCUAACGUUCUCGACCCCAACAUUCUCAAGCCGGACAUAACAGCACCUGGUCUAAAUAUUUUGGCUGCAUGGAGCAAGGCAUCAUCACCCACAAAAUUAGCGGCUGACAAGAGGCGAGUGAAGUACAAUGUGUUAUCUGGGACGUCCAUGUCCUGCCCUCACGUUGCCGGAGUUGCGGCCCUCCUCAAAGCCAUUCACCCUAGGUGGUCUGCAUCCGUAAUUAAGUCGGCCCUAAUGACCACAGCAAGCUUGACAAACAACAUGGGCAAACCGUUAGAAGAUGCAUCCGGAUCACCAGCUGGUCCCUUCAACUAUGGGUCUGGCCACCUUAAUCCGGCCAUGGCAGCAGACCCGGGCCUUGUCUACGACGCUUCUUACAUCGACUAUCUUGUCUUCCUUUGCAAAAGUGGAAUCAAAAUCGACCGAUCUUACACUUGUCCUAAGUCUCCACCAAACCCAAGUGACCUCAACCUUGCUUCAGUCACAAUCUCUAAGCUUAAGGGCACAAAGACAGUUACAAGGACAGUUACGAAUGUUGGUGCAAAGAAAGCAUUAUACAGUCUUAGCCUUGCAUCACCAAAUGGAGUUUUGGUUGAUAUUGAGCCCAAGGAGUUAUAUUUUAGAAGGGAUGGAGAGAAGAAGAGCUUUUCACUGACUUUUAAGGUUGGGCCAAGGGUUCCAAGAAGCAUGAAAAAUGGGAGUUAUUCUUUUGGGUGGUAUAUGUGGAGUGAUGGGAUGCAUAAAGUGAGGAGCCCAAUUGUCGUUUCUCUAGCAAAUUGAAGGAAAAAUACGAUUAAAAAGGAGGAAAAAUAGAAUAGAAGGGAAGAAAUUAAUAGAGAAGGCUAAGAAAAAAGAAAAAAAGAAAA